Salarias fasciatus (jewelled blenny) is the source of this 1722-nucleotide messenger RNA. RefSeq names its product dehydrogenase/reductase SDR family member 1-like. The record is from RefSeq and is a predicted model, not a curated record. The transcript is spliced from 9 exons. Bases 340 to 1269 code for a protein of 309 amino acids. NCBI's taxonomy places the organism in Eukaryota, Metazoa, Chordata, Actinopteri, Blenniiformes, Blenniidae.
GACACGCACAACAACUCUCCGUUAUAAAUCAAUAUUUAGGGUGUUUGAUAACAGUUGUUGAUCACUUUUAAAGUCUUACUUGUCCGAGUUGAAGGUCCCGGAAGCGGAGGGAGGAGUUGGGAGGAGUGGAUCCUGCGACAGAACAACUUUUUUUCCCCCAGCUGUGCAGCAGCUGCAUGUUCUGUAACUCCAGCCUCGAUCCACAGCCCACACCUCCAUCUGGCAAACCGCCAAACACAGAUAACACCGAGCUGCAGCGCUCUAACAACACGUUUCCCUGUUUCCUCUCACUUCACCUGGGACUCGACAGACCAGAUCCACCGGCGAUUCGGAGAGAGGAUGUCUCUGUCCGGCUGGGUGUGUUUGGUGACCGGGGCCUCCAGGGGCAUCGGCAGGGGGAUCGCCCUGCAGCUGUCUGAGGCCGGAGCCACCGUCUACAUCACGGGACGAAAGGAGAACACUCUGAAGGAAACAGCUGAACAGGUGAAGGAAAGGGGUGGCGACUGUGUGCCAGUCAUCUGUGACUCUACAAAAGAUGAAGACAUUGAAGAGCUGUUCGAGCAGAUCAAGCGUGAGCAGAAUGGCAGACUGGAUCUUCUGGUGAACAACGCCUACGCUGGCAUACAGGAUAUCUUUGAGAACAUUGGCAAGAAGUUCUGGGAAACUGAUCCGUCUAUUUGGGACUCAAUCAACAACGCAGGUCUGAGGGGUCACUACUUUUUCUCAGUUUAUGCGUCCCGCAUGAUGGUGGCUCAGGGCCGAGGUUUGAUCGUGACCAUUUCGUCUUUCGGAGGUCUGCAGUAUCUUUUCAGUGUCCCAUACGGUGUUGGAAAAGCCGCAUGUGACAGGCUGGCAGUAGACAUGGCCGUUGAGCUCAGGAGCAGGGGAGUGGCCUCAGUCAGCGUGUGGCCCGGAGCCGUCCGAACAGAACUGCUUUGUGGGUUCACAGGGAUCGACGUCCUGCCAGGCAUAGAUACAAAUCUCCAGGAUGUCAUGGCCAAUGCAGAAACCACGGAACUGAGUGGGAGGUGCAUCGUCAACCUGGCGAAAGAUAAAAAUCUGAUGUCAAUGACUGGGAAAGUCCUGAUGACCUGUGACCUGGCGAGGCGCUACGGGAUACAAGAUGUUGAUGGGAGGAGUGUAAUUGACUACACGUCCCUAAAGUUCAUCGUGAGUAAGAUCCCGUAUCUGUCCUGGCUCUCGGCGGUCGUCCCCUCGUUCAUUCGAAUGCCUCGCAUCAUGCUCACCAUGGCAAACAGCCGCUUCUGAGGAUUCUCUCAAUCAUUCCUGAAAUAACAGCACCACAGACUCAUGACCUUUGGAAGGAGUAUUUAUCCUACUGCAUGUACGCACAUAUCCGUCUUUUUAUUCUGUAAUGGAUGUUGUUCAUGAAUGUGAAUCUUUGAAGCUUGAGGGAAAAGAAUGUGAACAUGAAGGUUAUGCUGUUAUUCAGGCAGUAUAAGACAAUCAUAAAACCACUCACUGUGAAGGUUGCUAUCUGUUGCAAGAGGUUUUUAUAAGCUCACUGUAUUUUAAAAAAAAUGUAAUCAUUUUGCAUGCUCUGCAGUUAUUUUCACACUUUUUACAUUUGCAUUGUGGUUAUAAAAGGACGCACACUACUAUUUGCAUAACCUAUAUUUAGCUCACUACUAAUAUUACCAUUACCAUGACACUACUAUUCUGUUUUUUCAUUUAUAUAAUAAAAAUUAAAUGAAAAAAAGA